This is a messenger RNA of Meloidogyne enterolobii, 239 nucleotides long. Lineage: Eukaryota; Metazoa; Nematoda; Chromadorea; Rhabditida; Meloidogynidae. The record is from the annotation of a GenBank genome assembly.
UCUCAAAAAAUAGAAUGACCAAUGAAUUUAAAUUUAACAUAAUAAACUCACCAAUGCAAAUGACUGCUACAAGCAUUAUGGGAGAUAUGACAACAAACGAUGAAGUUAAAGGAAGGGAACUGAUUGGGGAAACAGUUGGAAAUGAUGAGCAUACGCCGACGGCUUAUGAACAUUUUUAUUAUACCCAGCAACAACUACACACAGAUUAUCAACGUAAAAGCAACUUUUAUUUUAAUUAA